Theileria equi strain WA is the source of this 1686-nucleotide messenger RNA. Its product is annotated as WD domain, G-beta repeat domain containing protein. Lineage: Eukaryota; Apicomplexa; Aconoidasida; Piroplasmida; Theileriidae. The record is from RefSeq and is a predicted model, not a curated record. The transcript is spliced from 7 exons. Gene Ontology annotation, biological process: ubiquitin recycling; proteasome-mediated ubiquitin-dependent protein catabolic process. Gene Ontology annotation, cellular component: cytoplasm; nucleus. Gene Ontology annotation, molecular function: ubiquitin binding. The coding region runs from base 1 to 1686 and encodes 561 amino acids.
AUGGGCAUUGGUGAAAUUUAUACGGAUGUCACACCCUUCAAUGGUUCAUAUCGACCACAAAGGGAACUUGUUGGACAUCAGAAAGGAGUGCGUUGUGCUUGUAGUAUAGGUACUGAUUAUUUGACUCUACUUAGUGAUGAAGGUAUCGACAUGAUAGCUAUAUCAAAUGUAGAAUAUCUGGUUAGUGGAGGAACUGAAGGUGAAGUAAUAAUAUGGAAACUAGACAAAUCAGGUGGGUGUGAUCUUCACCUACGUUUUAUGGCCCAUAUAAAUACCGUAAUGUGUAUUUGUCCUUCGAAACUAACCAACGACUUUUUUGACCAAUCAGACUUGGAAAAUGAUAAUAAGAAGAUAAGGAUUUUGGAAAGCAAACUUUGCAUUUACACAUCUGGAAGAGAUAAAUUAAUACAUCGAUUUAAUUUGGCUGGGAAAAAACUGUUGACCUUGGAGGGUCACAAUGAUGCAGUUUGCAGUCUCCACGAAAUGUCUGAUCCAUCCAAACUAGUUAGUGGUAGUUGGGAUGGAACUGCUAUUGUCUGGAACGUAUUAUCUGGAACAAAGGAAUACGUUCUUCCAUGUGAUGGAUAUCAAUAUUCAGAUGUUUGCAAAUCACGGUCCUUUAACGUAAUUUUUAGCGCAUCAGAAGACAAAACUGUGCGAGUAUGGAAUUUAGAAAAUGGGCAGCAUCUGCAAACAUUGUCAUUGGAAUCUUCGAUAUGGCAGGUAGUUGAAACUGAAUUUAAUGGUAUAGCAACCAUUGAAUCAACGGGAAGAAUAUUACUUUGGUCUUUAGAACCUGGAAAAGAACAUGUGAACGAUCAGAUUCCCGUCUCAAAACCUUCCAAAAGGAUAGAGCAUAAUAAAUUAUAUGAUAUGACUUUGUUUAAAAAAUUUAAUUCCGAAAAGGCACAUGAGUUAUUAAAAGAAUAUAAUGGUAAAUCUGGCAUUGUAUUAACUGCACAAGAACUGAUUUAUCUUGAUAAAAUAUUUCAAAAGGAUAUAAUGCACUCAAAGCUAAGCUCCUCGGAUUCUACUUGGAUUAUUAAAUUGAUACAAUGGCCCGUUAUUCAAAGGCUACCGGUGUUUGACCUCAUAAAGGCUUUGGCUUCCUAUCAUAUUACAGAACAACUAUUCAGGGGAAGAAAUAACGGAUCCAGUAUAAUAAUAUCAGCAUGUGAUACUUUGCUAUCCACUGAAAGUAAUGUGCAAUUACUCACUGUAACAUUACAGAUGCUUUCAAAUCUACUCUACCCAUCUUUAUCACGUAACUUGAUAUUAUGCCAUAGUAAAAAGAUACUAGAGUCUGUGCAAGCUGUAACGAAUGAUCGUUCUAGGAUGAUCCAGCAGGCACUCGCGGCAUUUUCUCAAAAUUUCGUAAUAGCAUUGAUAUAUAACAAUGAUAGAGCUGCUAUUACGCAUGUUAUUGAACUUAUAGAAAGAUCUUUGAAAGUUUGUAAUGAUCUUUUGGCAGAGCAUAAUAGUGAAUAUACUUGGGCAGACAUGGUUAUUCUGAAGCAUAGUCAAUCUCUGGAUAUGAUCAUUAAAAACAAUCUCAUAUCAAAAACCGAUAUUUCUGAAAAUAUGUUCUCAAUAAUGACUUCUCUAAAUGGGUUGAUCAAUUCACAUGAGAAAUCUGAUUUUCGCUGUUCAAAACUAGUAAAGUGUAUAAUUGAGCAAUUACGAUAA